UAGCAACCAUGUCCCAAAAGCAGGGGCAAGCAUGGCAGACGCUUCCUCUGCCUUUCCCUUCGGUUGGGAAGUGGACUCCGGCGCGCUGGUACCUCCCAAAGGCCGCCGACAAGACUGGAGACUGACUAGCAGUGGAGUGGGGCUUAAUUAUAGCCCAUCAUUGCCUUUCCCGCCGCCCUAUGCGCGAUCCACGAUCCAGGAACCGUUGCCACCUGCCUCCCAGAAAGUAUGGCAAGAUGAAGUCAUUCCCCGGCUGGCUACCACUGCACAACUUGCCCACUGCAUGAAAACUCAUAGGGAACUGCUAGCUCAACCCCGCUACUCUGUCUCUGCCUCACAUCAAGACGUCCGCUACAAUAAAGAUUUGAGAGAGAAGCUGAAGCUUAGAGCCUGGAGGUUCCCCCUAACUAUGGGCAACCAGAAGAGUGAGAUCCAAGCAAAUUUUCAUGGUUGGCCCAAUCUGCCGCACGACCCCACCUUUCAUGCUGGGCCUCAGCCAUUCAGGUUGGCAGCUCAUCACGCAGAUGGAGCAUCCAAGUUGGUGGUAGCCACUACACAGAACAAUGUCCUCGCUGGAAAACCCUUCUACAUCUGUGACAAGGCAGUGCUGAAGCUUAACGAACCCUACUUAUCAACCACUGCCCAGGACUUCCGGAUCUUCACACAGUUAGUGGAACAUCUGUGGAAAGAACUUCAAGGGUAUACUCAGAAGGAAAUUCUCAAUUUGGAUCCUUACCCUCUGAUUCGUGAACCUGGGCCUAUGCGAGAUCUCCAGAUGUUUCCAAAGGCUACCCGGGUACCCCACUUGAUCCUGAACCCAGCUGUACCUCACCGUGGUUUAUUCAGCCUGGCCCAAGAAACCUACCAACUUCCCAAUGACCACAAGCGAACCUGGAAUCGCUUCUGCCCUGUGCAGCAGCCACCCACAGUUUCCUGCCGGGUGCCUGUGGUGGAAAUCAUGUGUGUGCCACAUAUGUAUGAGACGGAGUAUAAAUGCUAUGGAAGUGGCAAACCUAUGCCAGUGUGAAAUGGACAGAGAUUUGUACUCACUCACUAGUCCCUUUUUCUACUUCAUCCAAAAAGAAGAAAAAAAAUAUUUCAUCAUGUUUACCUUUUAAUCAUUUUGUUGAAAUAACUAAAACAAAAACAAAAACUCUAGAUGCAUUCAACAAACAGAACAUUUUGACUUAUACUUUGCUAUACUGUCUUAGCAUUUUAGCUUCAUAAAGCUGUGAACAAACUAGGCAUAAAAGUUGCCAUGCAUGUGUGCUCACCUGAAGAAUAUUAGGCCCACAGCAGUAAGCAAACCAAUACAGGAUUAAUGUGCAAGAACUGAUUCUUGCAUUACUGUAUAUAAAGAAAAUAGAAGCAUCUUCAGAGGGACUUCUGGAGUGAAAUAAAUCUGCCCUUCUUGUCUUCUUAUAAAGUAGUUUAAUCUCACUCCAUACAUAACAAUACUAGAACCACAUAUAGUCCUCAAUUUAAGACCAAUUGUUUAGCAACAAUUUGAAGUUACAACAGACUUUCAUGGGGAUACUUACAAUCUGAUUCCAAAGUUCUAAUGGUUACACCACUGACUGCAUUUUG
This is a messenger RNA of Protobothrops mucrosquamatus (brown spotted pit viper), 1587 nucleotides long. RefSeq lists its product as uncharacterized. The transcript is spliced from 5 exons. The coding region runs from base 32 to 1027 and encodes 331 amino acids. NCBI's taxonomy places the organism in Eukaryota, Metazoa, Chordata, Lepidosauria, Squamata, Viperidae. The record is from RefSeq and is a predicted model, not a curated record.